GUUGGUGUCAACAGUCCAAGCCACGAUGGCAACAGUGUCGGGGAUCACGGUUGUCCUUAACUGCAAGGACGUGGUGUACGACAGGCACUGGCUGGCCGUAGAGUACAUCUGGGUCCUCGUUCCCUACAUGACCUACGACAUUUAUGUCAUGUACCUCUGCCACUGGCACAAGAGCCUGGAGAAGGGGGUGGCGGAGAAGAAGCACUCGCUGGUCAGCGUGCAGAGCUUCCUCCUGCAGGAACGCCUGAUGGUGACCCACCACCUCUUCAUCCUCGUGGUGCUCACCCCUGUCACCCAGCACUUCAGGGGAGAGCUGGGGGACUUCUUCGUGGGCUGCAUUUUCAUUGCAGAGCUGAGCACGCCUUUUGUAUCGCUGGGCAAAAUCCUGAUGCAGCUCAAAAUGCAGGAUACGCUCCUGCACAAGGUGAAUGGGAUCCUCAUCCUGGUGACCUUCUUCCUCUGCCGUAUCCUCCUCUUCCCCUUCAUGUACGCGGCCUACGCCAGGCAGGUGGGAAUCCCCAUUUACAUGGUGCCUUUCCGCAUCCCCCUGCACUGCAACAUCGCCAACGCCUCCCUCAUCGCCCCCCAGCUCUACUGGUUCAGGCUCAUCUGCCGCAAAGCCGCACCUCCCGCUGCUGCUGGGCCCAAACUCAAAGUUUAA
This is a messenger RNA of Tauraco erythrolophus (red-crested turaco), 661 nucleotides long. NCBI's taxonomy places the organism in Eukaryota, Metazoa, Chordata, Aves, Musophagiformes, Musophagidae. The record is from RefSeq and is a predicted model, not a curated record.